This is a messenger RNA of Penicillium oxalicum, 1812 nucleotides long. RefSeq names its product epsin. The coding region runs from base 1 to 1812 and encodes 603 amino acids. Gene Ontology annotation, molecular function: phospholipid binding; clathrin binding. Gene Ontology annotation, biological process: actin filament organization; endocytosis. The record is from RefSeq and is a predicted model, not a curated record. The transcript is spliced from 5 exons. Lineage: Eukaryota; Fungi; Ascomycota; Eurotiomycetes; Eurotiales; Aspergillaceae. Gene Ontology annotation, cellular component: clathrin vesicle coat; plasma membrane; endosome.
AUGUCCAAAGUCGUUCGCAGUGUCAAGAACGUCACAAAGGGAUACUCCUCAGUGCAGGUCAAAGUUCGCAAUGUCGUGAGCGCUGGUAACCCCGCGAUCAUGUCGCCUGCUCGUCGUGGGCCCCCUAGCCUCAUGCGCCAGGGGAACACCGAGUGGGAGGCCACGAGCAAUGACCCAUGGGGCCCGACGGGCACGGAAAUGUCCGAGAUUGCCGCCAUGACCUUUGGAAGCCCCAAUGAGUUCUACGAGAUUAUGGACAUGCUCGACAAGCGCCUGAAUGACAAGGGAAAAAACUGGCGUCAUGUGCUCAAGUCAUUGAAGGUGCUUGAUUAUUGCUUGCACGAGGGAUCCGAGUUGGUGGUGACCUGGGCUCGGAAGAACGUCUACAUCAUCAAGACGCUACGUGAAUUCCAAUACGUCGAUGAAGAAAGUCGAGAUGUGGGUCAAAAUGUCCGCGUGGCUGCCAAGGAGCUCACAGCAUUGGUCCUGGACGAAGACCGACUGCGCAGUGAGCGGUCCGAUCGUAAGUUAUGGAAGACUCGUGUGAGUGGAUUGGAUGACGGAUACGGAGGCGGUAGUGGCGGCGACUCUGCGCGCCGGGAGCGCCGCCGACCGCGCCACGACGACGAAGAUGAUACCGAGUAUCGCUUGGCGAUCGAAGCCAGCAAGCACGAGGCCGAGGAAGAGCGCAAGCGACGCGCGCAGCAAGCCGGGAAUGAUGAUGACGAGGAUCUUCAAAAGGCAAUCAGAUUAAGUCGUGAAGAGGAAGAUUUGCGCAAGCGUGAAUUGGAGGAAAGUAACGCCCACUCGCUCUUUGAUGAGACUCCCGCCCAGGUGCAGCCCACUGGUUUCAACCAGGGCUAUCAGCAACAGAGCGCCGUCGACUGGUUCGGGAACCCGAUCAAUGCCCAGCAACCCAUGACCACGGGAUUCCUGAACAACCAAUACUCGCAGCCCACCGGCUUCCAGGGCCAGCCGACAGGCAUGGGCAAUCCUUACGCUACUGGAUUCCAGCAGCAGCAGCAGCAACAACAGCCAUCCGCCUUUGAUCAGAACCCGUAUGGACAGCCCCAAAUCAACUUCUUGCAACCCCAGGCUACGCUUCAGCCUCAACAGACCGCCUUCCAAACGAACAAUCCCUGGGGAACAAACGAUGUCUUUGGCCAACAGCAGCAGCAGCCGCAGCAGCAAUUCCCCCAGGAGAAUUACCUUUCGGCGGGGAGUAAGAACCCCUGGUCCAGCAAUCAGCCUGCUGAUGCAUUGAAGCCCAUGCCUACCGGAUCCAACAAUCCUUUUGCUCAGCGAACCCAGUCUCCCUUCGCUGCUCAGCAGUCCCGAACUGGUCCUCCAACUUUGAAUGCUUUGGCUGAAGACCGGGCCGCCUCGCAAUUCAACAACAACAAUAAUAUGUACAAUGGCAGCAACCAAUUCGCCCAGCAGCCCAGUCACCCCAAUCCCAUUGCCAAUUUCCAGGCUCCUCAGCCCCCCAAGAGCACCCCGCCUCAGCCUGCUGACCCUCACCAUGCGCGACUCAACGCACUGCUUUCAACCGGAGAGGGCCAGGAUACCUUUGGCAACACGGGGGACCUCCGAAUUCCCUCUCAGCAUACCGCUCCAGGAACCUUUGUCAACUCUGCCGGUCAAGGUCUCAACCGUCUCCAUGCCACUCAGACGGGGAACAACCCCUUCUUUGGCCAACAGUAUACGGGCAUGCCGCAACAGACUGGAUUCAUGCAACAGCAGCAGACUAACAACCCGUGGGCCAGUCAACAACGACCACAGCAGAACGGGGGUAGCCUGAUUGAUCUUUAA